AUGGGAAUCAAAGAAUGGAGAGACUACUGCAAGGAUAUCGAGAGAUAUCCUGACGUGGCCAGACUCCUUCAGAUACUUGCAAAAGAUCCUAAGGUAUUGCUUAAAGCUAUCAGACUGCCCACAGGAGAAUACACAACCUCGGAAGAGGAGUGCCUGAAACUAUUUCUGCAAGCCAACUUACCAGGCUUUAGGCUCUCUCACAAUAUGAAAGAUGAGAGCUCGGGACGUAACAAGCAGCAGAGGGCGGCAAAGGUCGUCACACCGGAAAAGGUCAAGUCGGCCAUAAGGAACUUUCAACCCUUUAAGGCGCCGAGCAUCGAUGGAAUCUACCCGGCUUUCCUACAAGAGGGGUUGGAGGAACUGGUGGGCCCCUUGGUAAAGCUCUUUAGAGCAAGUGUAGCUUUAGCUCAUGUACCUGAAAUAUGGAAAACGGCUAGAGUUGUGUUUAUUCUCAAGACAGGAAUGACAAGCCAGACAACCGUGAAGGAUUACAGACCUAUAAGUCUUAACUCCUUUGUGUUCAAGACACUAGAUAGGGCAGGGUUCUCUACAGAGACUGAAUUACACUCGGCGGUUUGGCGCAUUGAGGAGCAGCUGAAAAUGGGGAAGAUAAUGGUGGGAGUAUUUCUAGACAUAGAGGGAGCGUUUAACUGCAUUUCUAUUGAAGCAGUUGUCAAAGAGGCAGGACUGUAUGGGAUGCCCGGGCCAUUAAUAAAAUGGCUUAAGGGCAUGCUCACCCACAGGACUGUGAUCUCGAGUCUCGGAACCGUAACGGUCUCCGGCAAGGUCAGAAGCGAAAUAGGCGCAGCUAUGGACGCCAUGCAGCUUGCAUUAAGGAAAGUGGAGAGAUGGUGCUGCUUGACGGGACUUUCGGUUAACCUGGAUAAAGUCGAGAUGGUGAUCUUCUCUCGCAAGUACAAGUUAAAUGCCUAUAGAGCGCCCAAACUCUCUGGAGUCGCCCUACAGGCAAAGGACUCAGCUAAGUACCUCGGCAUUGUUCUGGAUAAAAAGUUAACCUGGGUGAAGCAUCUCACGGCCCAGGCUGUUCUGGUACCUCGUCUGGCCUACGCCGCGUUGGUCUGGUGGCCAUGGGCAGUGCUGGUGGGUGCUAGGGCAGCACUGGAGAAACUCAGGGGGCUGAGGGGGGCGGCAUGGGCCUAUAGGACCACGCCUACUAAGGCACUUGGAAUCCUUGUGAAGGUGGAACCACUCCAUCUUGGGAUGGCUGCUAAGGUAGCGCACAGACUUAAUGUGUAUGGACAAUGGACACAAGGUACGAGGCACACCCGGCUCUCGGGUGGGGUGGGUUUCUUGCCGGAAUUUUCCAUUAAAACUGAUAUAAUGAUCCCGCGCUUCUUCUUUGGAAGAAGAUAUGGGGUCGUCAUACCGACGAGAGAGGAAUGGAAGGCCCGCAGGGACAGUCUACCAGGAACGGGGGACGUUUGGUACACAGAUGGCUCUAGGGCAGAGACCGGUUCAAGGUACUACUGCCGAAGGGAUGAAAGGGGAACCUUUUUCUCUCUGAGGCGGUAUGCUAUGGUCUUGCAGACCAAAAUAUACGCUAUACUGACCUGCGCUCAGAGGAACAUUGAACUCGGCGCAAGGGAUAAAAUCAUCACCAUUUGUUCAGACAGUCAGGCGGCUCUUAUGGCUCAUAGGACGACCUACAGACUGGGAGCUAAACAGUCCCUAAUCGGGCCGGAGCCCUACACAGUUGCCGCAAGGUGCCUGUUGGCGGGUGAAAUUCGGGACUGGGUUGAGAGGGAGCAUACUAAAGCAUGGCAAGGAACUCAAGGAUGCAGACAAGCCAGACUGGUAAACGGACAGGACACCAAUGUCGGCUUGACCAAGUGCAUUGCAGGAGGCAGCAGAAAUAACUCCCGACUCCUGAUACAGAUAGUGACCAGGCAAAUCCCCUUAAGGUAUCACAGUCUGAAGAUGGGGAAGGAGGCUACGGGUGUAUGCAGGUGGUGCGAGGGGGCGGAAGAAACGCCAACCCAUGUGCUGACUGUUUGCCCAAAAUUUGUGCAGCUCAGACAUCAGUGCUUGAAGGAGCUCUUCCCCACGUGCAAGGAGAUUAGGGCACUCGACGUGGGGGCCAUACUGACCUUCUCGAGAAGGACAGGCUCACCUGCGUAG
This is a messenger RNA of Nasonia vitripennis (jewel wasp), 2139 nucleotides long. RefSeq lists its product as uncharacterized. Bases 1 to 2139 code for a protein of 712 amino acids. The record is from RefSeq and is a predicted model, not a curated record. Gene Ontology annotation, molecular function: nucleic acid binding. NCBI's taxonomy places the organism in Eukaryota, Metazoa, Arthropoda, Insecta, Hymenoptera, Pteromalidae. The transcript has 6 exons.